GUAAAAUCUCCGCGAUGCGAGUUUACCCGGAAACAAUCGGUGGGGCACACAAGGAAACAGCAGCAUGGCGUCGGGUCACCUGAGCAAAAUAAACAGACUAAUAACGACAGUUCUUAACUCUUACAGAUCGCCACAUGUCCAAGCUUUGUGGGUUCCAUUUCGAGAUGCGUCCAAUAUCCGUGGUCCUAACAUUGAUGACUGCAGUGAUAUGGAGGUCGGUGUGACGUCAGACGGGAACACCGUUGUUUGCUACCAUCCAACCGUGGAUAUUCCGUAUGAGCUCACCCAGCCGAUCGAGAGGCCCGACCCACUGAGCAGCCCGGCCGAGACACACGAGCAGGUUCUGAAGGCCCACCUCAGCAAGGAGGUGCUUAGGGACAAACAGGGUCCCACCAUAGAAGAGCUGAGCAAGAUGUUUUUCACCACCAAGCAUCGCUGGUAUCCAGUUGGACAGUACCACAUGAGACGGAUAAAGAGGAAUACGCCAAAGGACAGAUAAUUGUGUAUAUGUGUGUAUUAUGACUAUGUUUCUGUAUAAUAAACUACAAAUAAAUACACAUCUUUUUGCUCAACAGAA
Syngnathus typhle (broad-nosed pipefish) is the source of this 577-nucleotide messenger RNA. RefSeq names its product mitochondrial ribosomal protein L42 (gene mrpl42). The record is from RefSeq and is a predicted model, not a curated record. Lineage: Eukaryota; Metazoa; Chordata; Actinopteri; Syngnathiformes; Syngnathidae. The coding region runs from base 65 to 499 and encodes 144 amino acids. The transcript has 5 exons. Gene Ontology annotation, cellular component: mitochondrial large ribosomal subunit.